GGGGCGGUGCUAGUGCGCACGCAGCCUCGGCCCCGUCCCUGCCCUUUUUCUUCCCGGUUUCCCCGUCAGCCUGCGGUCCGGUUCGGUAGCUGCUUCCGGUAGGACCGCGGUGCAGGGCGAGUAGGUCUCAGCUCUUCGUCAUGUCCUACGGACCCUUAGACAUGUACCGGAACCCGGGGCCCUCGGGGCCCCAGCUCCGGGACUUCAGCAGCAUCAUCCAGACUUGCAGCGGCAACAUCCAGCGGAUCAGCCAAGCCACUGCUCAGAUAAAGAAUUUGAUGAGCCAACUAGGAACUAAGCAGGACUCAACCAAGCUACAGGAAAAUCUGCAACAGUUACAACACUCUACAAAUCAGCUUGCCAAGGAAACAAAUGAAUUACUGAAGGAAUUAGGUUCCUUGCCCCUUCCCUUAUCUACUGCAGAACAGCGCCAGCAGAGACUUCAGAAGGAACGGCUCAUGAAUGACUUCUCUGCAGCUUUAAACAAUUUCCAGGCUGUGCAGAGAAGGGUAUCUGAAAAGGAAAAGGAGAGCAUUGCCAGAGCAAGAGCUGGAUCUCGUCUUUCUGCGGAGGAGAGGCAAAGAGAGGAGCAGCUCGUCUCAUUUGACAGCCAUGAGGACUGGAACCAGAUGCAGAGCCAGGAGGAUGAGGUGGCCAUCACUGAGCAGGACCUGGAGCUUAUUAAAGAGAGGGAAACGGCAAUUCAGCAGCUGGAGGCCGAUAUUUUGGAUGUCAAUCAGAUAUUUAAAGAUUUGGCCAUGAUGAUCCAUGACCAGGGUGAUCUCAUUGAUAGCAUAGAAGCCAAUGUGGAAAGCUCAGAGGUGCAUGUAGAAAGAGCCACUGAUCAGUUACAGAGAGCUGCUUACUAUCAGAAAAAAUCUCGCAAGAAGAUCUGUAUCCUGGUGCUUGUCCUGUCAGUGAUUGCUGUUAUCUUCGGAGUUAUUAUGUGGCUAAUUUAUAGAAAGUGAUUGAUUGCCUCAGAGCCUUCUCCCACUGAACUGUUUUCAAGGGCAAGUGCUUGCUGGAGUCUUGCCAGAACAAACUGAUCACAAGAAGAGAGCAUACACCAGAAUGUCCUGUAAUAAUUUAGUUAGAAACUAACGACUAACUAGUUUUUGGAAUUAGUGACCUAUGGAGACAGUCCUUAACAAUUUAUGUACACAUUUUAUUGAUUUUUCAAAUUAGGAAUUAAUUUAUGUGAAUUUUGCUUUCUCUUAUAUUCUGAUUGCCCUUCAUCCCAAGUGUUGACUGAAAAUUCCAUUCUGGAUAUUCUUGUUUUGACAGGUGACACUACAGUCUUGUAAAUUGUCUUUUUAUGUGUAUACAAGAUUUACCUUUUUAUUAGCAACUAAGAUAGAAUUACUUUCUGGCACCCAGCAUAUUGGAGUCUGUCAGAAACUGUAUAAUAAGCCAGCAAUUUUUAUUAUUUAACGUUUUACUUUGAAUUUGUAAGAAGCCUAUUGUCUAUCUGCUUUGAAAGAUUUUAGCAAUGUAUUUAACUAGAAAGUAAAAAAUUGCACGUGCGAUCCAGAUUAAAUGAGAAGUAUCUAUUUGAGCGGGCCAGUUGCUGGGGUACAUGUUAAUCUGGGUUUCAAGUUUACUUUAUUAUCUGCUGGUGUCAUCCACAGCAGUUCAUAGACACACCAUCCUGUUCACUUUUUGAAGCAAUUCAUUAAUUAACAUUAUUACACUCCAAGGGGUUCUUCUCCUACCUGUCUGUACAGAAAGGGAUAAUUAGACAAAGCAUGCUUUUGGAAAGCAAAUAGGGAUUGUUUGGAAUGAUUUUUAUUCUUUUGUUCAGUUAUGGCUCAACAUUCCUGGUGAAUGAUAAAUGUUGCUGUCAAAAGGCUGCCUCUCGCGCCUUAUAAGGGUUGCUGGGCAUUUGAUGGCAGAUUUUAAAAGCUAGACUGAAGUUGGUUUACAAUUUAGUUCUGUGAACCUGGCAAUAAGGCAAAGCAAAGGUUCAUUUUUGUAAAUAAUACUGGUUUGGAAUAGUGAUGUUAGACAUCUUAAUUUAUGAACAAGAAAUUAAUCUCUCCAUGCAUAGUUUUAGAUAAGAAAUGUUUCAAUAAAAGAUUGUUGUCUUGUAAUAUAAAUGUUAUCCACCUCCCUUUUUCACAGGUUUAGAGCAGUUAAAGGGAAUGCAAUUUCUUUAGGCUCUCACAUAGAUGUGAAUUGGGUCAACACUUUCAGUUUCUUCCUUUAGUGAAUUAGAGGAUUUGGCCACCCUGGAUAUAUUUAUAUUAAUUUCUUCUAUUCCCUUUAAUGUUACUUGAUCUUUUACUAAACUAAUGUGAAUACUAGGGAAACACGGGCCCAAAUGUGUAAGUUUCUUUGCACUCUUGCACCAUUCUACCCACUUAAUACAAAUAAACAUUUUAAAAGCUUU
Messenger RNA from Hipposideros armiger (great roundleaf bat), 2389 nucleotides. It is a transcript of the gene STX12, whose product is annotated as syntaxin 12. Gene Ontology annotation, cellular component: synaptic vesicle; synaptic vesicle membrane; endomembrane system. The transcript is spliced from 9 exons. The record is from RefSeq and is a predicted model, not a curated record. Lineage: Eukaryota; Metazoa; Chordata; Mammalia; Chiroptera; Hipposideridae. Gene Ontology annotation, molecular function: SNARE binding; SNAP receptor activity. The coding region runs from base 141 to 968 and encodes 275 amino acids. Gene Ontology annotation, biological process: vesicle-mediated transport; intracellular protein transport; autophagosome assembly.